AUGCUAUUGUCAACUGCUACCUACCUUCUCCUUCCGGCCGCGGUGCUUGCUGCUCCAGCACCCGUCACUGACAUCUCCUCAAGGGGAUUGGCCAUCCGGGAAGCCGAGGGAGUUGGCUUAGCCAAUACCAAUGCAAGAGUAGAUUGCUUCAUCGUCAAUUCUGGCGGCCCCGUCAACUGCCGCAAAGGUCCAGGGCUUUCUUACCCUGUCCGCACUACAUUCGAUGAGGGGACAACCCACACAUUCAGCUGUUAUGAUACGGGCUCGUGUAUUGAAGAAAAUUGUAGCUGGGAUUAUGCUGUUAAUUGGGGAUGUUAUGUCAAUGGGUUUUAUACUGAUGAUACCUGCACCACGGAAAACCUGGGACAUUGCUAG
Hyaloscypha bicolor E is the source of this 375-nucleotide messenger RNA. RefSeq lists its product as uncharacterized. The record is from RefSeq and is a predicted model, not a curated record. The coding region runs from base 1 to 375 and encodes 124 amino acids. The transcript has 3 exons. Lineage: Eukaryota; Fungi; Ascomycota; Leotiomycetes; Helotiales; Hyaloscyphaceae.